Messenger RNA from Grosmannia clavigera kw1407, 1107 nucleotides. RefSeq names its product fungal specific transcription factor domain containing protein. The record is from RefSeq and is a predicted model, not a curated record. Gene Ontology annotation, biological process: DNA-templated transcription. The transcript is spliced from 2 exons. Bases 1 to 1107 code for a protein of 368 amino acids. Gene Ontology annotation, cellular component: nucleus. Gene Ontology annotation, molecular function: DNA binding; zinc ion binding. Lineage: Eukaryota; Fungi; Ascomycota; Sordariomycetes; Ophiostomatales; Ophiostomataceae.
AUGGAAGGCGGACGCAGCCGGCCAGACUAUGACGGCGGAGCAUCGCUGGACGGCUCGGAAACAAGCAGUGGUUCUUUGAUAGCUAGCCAGAAUCAAUUUCCAGUGGAGCAUUUCCUGGACGCCGGUGUCUUUGAGCGAGGAGGACUGGAAAUUCCCAGACCUGAGGUUGCCGUGCCGCCUCAAGUCCAGGCUUGCCUGGGCGAUAUUGACAGAAUGCGUCGCAUUGCCCGGCAGUAUUUCGACACUGUCCAUACGUGGAUGCCGAUCGUUUGUAGACAGCGAUUCUCCAUGUCUCUGAUCAACCAACUGGCUUGUCCGCGGGCAGAUGUUGUUCUGCUGGUACUCUGCAUGAAAAUCUCCAUCUGGGCUCCCCAGCCGGACCAAUGCCACGCAAGGAGCUCGGUGGCCUACGUGUCGGCAAAAAAGUUUCUUUUGGAUUUGGAAAUCUCGGGCAUGCUGACCCUCGAGACGCUGCAGGCCGGCGUGCUCAUCUGCCUCUUCGAGCUGGGACACGCCAUCUAUCCGUCAGCCUACCUGACUGUCGGCACAUUAGCCAGGUACGGGUCGGCUCUUGGCCUGGAUAAGGAUGCGCUGAAGCCGUUCAGCUCUGCUGCCGGCUGGACCAGAGCCGAGGAGGUGAAGAGGGUCUGGUGGGCUGUCUUGAUCCUAGACCGGUUCGUCUGUAUGGCAACCCCUGGAAAUGGAUAUGUUUUGCUGAUGGGUCAUGGCAGCUAUUUGGCACUGGGAAGUCCAGACCGAUCGUUGGCCACACAUAGUAUCCGUCUAUCAGACAGUCUUCCGGUCGACGACGAGGCCUGGGAUCGAGCAUCACCAGUCCCGCCUCCGGUCCUGCCUCUUUCUUGCUCUACGCUCAACACGGGGAGAUUCUCACGCAUUGCUCAGGCAACCUAUCUUCUUGACUUAGUACUGAGGUAUCGAUCCAAUAAUGAUACCGAUGCAAGGACGCGAGGCGCGGAAGCUGCACAACUGCGACGCACUCUUCUUUCCCUGAUUGUCCUGGCCGAUGUGGAGGGCAGUCUCCGGCAGUUGGAGUUUUGCCCGACAAAUGCAGUCUGCUACAGGUACGAUGAGAGCACCAGUGGGUAA